AUGUUGAGUCUGCAACAACCACACCGACGGGGACCAUGGUCCGCCCACGAGGAUGCCCAUUUACUCAGUCUUGUACAGCUCCACGGACCCCACAACUGGGUUCGCAUCGCGUCACUGGUGAAUAGCCGGACGCCCAAACAGUGCCGGGAGCGCUACCACCAGAACCUGAAGCCUACCCUGAACCACGACCCCAUCACACCGGAAGAGGGUGUGAUGAUCGAACGACUGGUCGGGGAGAUGGGCAAGCGGUGGGCCGAAAUUGCCCGAAGGCUCCACGGCCGCAGCGACAACGCCGUGAAGAACUGGUGGAAUGGCGGCAUGAACAGACGGAGGAGGAUGUGCCUCCGCCAGAGAUCGCAAUCCCACAACCUGGACAGCAUCAACACCGCCACCACCGCCGCCGUCAGCAGCAGCAGCAUCAACAGGCACUCGGAGGACAACAUGAGCCAGUUUGCUACCCCACAAUACUCGCCGGUCGGCAAGAAUCUCACCAUCGAUGUCAGCCGGGGACACCAUGACACCCCGCUAUCCUCACCCGCAUACACCGAGAGCUCGAGAGGCCAGACCCCCGGAUUGAUAUCUGAUGCUGCCAGUGCCUUCAGUGCGUCCCCGCGCAUGCCACCCUCCCCCAUGGGCAGCGAGAAUACGCUGCCACCGCUUCUGCCUCCCCACGGUGCACAGCACCGGCGGACGUCGUUGCCCAUCCUGCAGGUCCCCGAGGAGCAUCGUAUCACAGAGUAUGAUGGCCGUGUGCAAUCAUUCACUCGACGACAUUCCAGUACGAGCAGGGAUUUCGAGAUACGCUCUCGAGAAUUCUCCUAUACAGCCUCCUCGCUCUCACACUCUGCCUCCGCCCAGCGGUAUUCCGCGAUGGAUUCGAGUUAUCACUACCUACGGCACAAGGUGCCGCAAUACGACUCUCAUCGUGAUCCCGUCAUCAUACGUGAUCCGGAAUCUGCUCAGCAGGAUACUAGAAUGAAUCUGGCUAGUAUCUUGGACUGAUCACCGAUUUUUGGCGCACCCCCCUUUUUCUUCUUUUUUGUCUCCACAAUUCUCUCUCUCCUUCCAUCUAUCCCUCUCGCUUUGAAGGGAAAAGAGGAAAGAAACAAAAAAAAACAACCAAAAAAACAUUCUAGUUCCUUCUUCAUUUCCAAACACCCUUUUCAACGUUCUCGAAGGCAUUGGUGUUAUCUCAUUUGCUUCAAUUGGCAUUUUAAUUGAUGGGGUUUGUUUCUUUUUCCCUUUCCCGUUCCAUCUGGGGAUUUUGAGACCAAGGGGCAACGGGGAUGGUGUGGGUAUUUCAUUUCAUUGUUGGAAUAUUUCAUAGGGAUUGGGUUAUCUUCUUCAUUUUCAUUCUGGUUUUUUUUUACUCAUUUUUCCUUUCUGCAGGUUAACGGCCGAAAGAGUUGGGUUCAUCCUUUCACAUUGUCAAAUAGGGGUUUUUUCAUUGUCAUCAUUCUUGGGCAGGCAUGGACGGGACGGACGGCGGUGGGUGGGGGAAACAACAUGGGAAACUUGGGUGGAUUCCGGGAAUGGGAUUUUUUUUCCUUUACUUCUUCCCUAUUUUAUUAUUACUCCACCUCAUUUGUUUUCUAUCACGCUCUCGAAGGGAGAGUUAGUUUUUCAUUUGUUUAUUAUUAGGGAUUAGCGGGUUAUUUUUUUAUUUUUAUUUUUUACUUUUAUUGGUAUUUGGGAAUUUCUGUUUUUUUCUUUUCGUUUUCCAUUUCUUUUCUUCCCAUGCUUGCCAUUUCUCGCCUCAUGGUCUUUCAUUGUGUUUUUCAUUCGUCUGAAGCCUUUUUUUCUCCUUCACUUUACUGACCAACAUUACUUCACUCGUAAUUACUCAUUGGCUUUCCAACAAACCUUUCCUUUGUCCGAUUCUCUUCAUCUUCAUCUUCAUCUUUCUCCAACAAAGCGGUAUAUCAUAAGGGAUUGGGUUUUUAUUUUGAUU
Molecule: messenger RNA, 1951 nt
Organism: Tuber aestivum (summer truffle)
Lineage: Eukaryota; Fungi; Ascomycota; Pezizomycetes; Pezizales; Tuberaceae
Source: the annotation of a GenBank genome assembly